AUGGAGGCGAUUGAAUACUUAGGAGAGACUAAGGUGGUCGCAGCGCACCAGCUACAGCAAGGAGAUGGAACGGCGCCUCCGGAGCUGCUUUCCUUUGCCCCCGUUGGGGUCGCCUGCUGCAGCAGCAGCAGCCCAGCAGGAGCUGAUGAGGUAGCAGAAGACUGGGGAGGUACAUACAAUUUCACCGAGGCUCCAGUGGCAACCGAACAGGGCGCUUGUUACUGUUGCGCAGACACUGGAUGCAGCGGGAGCAGCAGUAGCAGCAAUUGCAAGGCGUACCGGUGGUGGAGUCCCCACCGCAGCAAAGACGUCAGCGCUAGCAGCGGCAAAGAUUCGGAUGAUCUAGACUGCAGCACUGUAUGCAGUUCCUCCAGUCGGCCAGAGGGGCCUCUCGACAUCCCUGUGGAGUCGUCCUUCCGCGGAGUUGACUGCAGCAGCAGCCCUAGCAGCGAAGACGGCAAAUGGUCGGGCCGCUUGCAUGUGCCUGUGAAGGAGGCAAUUCGCAGCGGCUCUUCCUCUCCAUACUCUGCGUCUUCUCCAAGUAUUGGCAGCGAAAGCAGUGGCCGGGUUUGCAGCAGAAACGAUGCACACUGUCCCCUGGAUGCCGCUGCAGCACUCCAGCAAGACACAAUUGCUAAAGGUCAAAACAAGAAGUCUCCAGAAAGCGACACCCGUGCCACUCAGCUGCACGGUUCCUUCACACAAGGGGCUCCUGGCGGCAUUACAAAACACAGUUUCCUUGAGGUCGGAGGCCAAGAGGGGCUUCAGGAUGAAGUCAACCCCGAUCACAGGAGUGACGCCCCAGCAACAGCAGCUGCCGGUGUCAGUCCUUCGGGCGCAGUGGCGGCGCCUCCAGAUGAAGGUUCAGUGGCACUAUCAAUGCCUGCACCGGUGGCAACACCAAGAUCAGCGAAAAAGGACUGUCCAAGCGAUGAGUCUUGUUCCAGGGGAAGUAAUAAACUCCCUCAAUGUGCUUGCUUACCGGGAGCUCCUUCAGUGGAAUCUCGGCUGUGCUACUGUCUCGAGCAUCUGCUUCUGGGUGUCUCCUGGGGGCCCCUGUGCCUUUGUGGUACUCUACAGGAGCCGGCACCGCAGGGCGCUGGGUGCUGCAGAGGCGACCAUGCCCUCGUGAACCCCCAGCAAGAGCUUGAGCUUCUGCUGCAGCGAGCUGCACAGGCUACUGCAGCCACUGACUGGGAGCUCCCUCCUGUUCAGGGGCCCCCACACCAGCUACCAUUAGCCAGCAGGGUGGGUAUGAGCGCCGACAGCCAUGGCAAACGGAGCGCACUCAAGGUAAACUGCUGGGCCCCACGUUAUCUAGGGACUGAUGACUCUGCGGCCCCAGGUGCCCCUCCAAGAGAUAUCUAUUGCUCGGUCAGCCCCAGUCGCAUCACCGCAUCUGCUGCUAUGGAAUUGCCCAAAGGCCCUUUAGGGGCGCUCUCUGUGACUGAAGGGCCCCAUCCAUUUCCUUUAGCAGGGCUUUCUUGGAUGCGGGCCUCCACUGAAGACACUCCACCCGUAAGCGAUUGGGGCAGUCCCACGCAACAGUGGGAAAUCCCCCAUAGGGCAGAGGUGGACCCCCAAGUCUGCAGCCCCAUCAAAGCCAAAGCCUGCUGGCAUCCGAGUUCACACAAGAAGCGCGCUUCCGCGAAGAGCACGUUUGCCAGAGAGGACGGAGAUGACGGGCAGGGGUCGCCUUGCCGCUUGCCAGAGGCUAAUGAUCCCUUUGUAGGGCUCGAAAGGCAACCCAGUGGGCAUUCCACCACCCUAAACCGGUAUCCCCGAACGGCGCUCUCCGUAGACUUUUUCGUAAGUACUACAGCUUUCUGUUCAGAAUCUUCAGAGGACGAGGCCCGGGAGAGUGCCCUGGAGGACAAAGACCCCAUGCUGCCUCUCGUUAGUUUGAGCCCUCGUUCCUGCAACCGAGGAGCGUUUGGGGGAAUAAAGACUUUAACUGAAGGCCGCAGGAGAAGGGAAGGAGCGACAAGGGAGAGAGAGCGCCCGGCUGAGGGGUGCACCGUAGCAAAACAGACAGGGCAAGGUACCCUGUUGCCUCCCAGCAGAACCAAUGGGGCUACCUUUAGUUUAAGGCCCAGUCCACACCAACAUCUUAUGCGUUCUCCAGUAGGUGGCCCUUACAAAUGCCACGAAGAUACCUGGGGAGAUACUCAGGAAACUGAGAAACAGGCAAAAGGCCACGGUGGCCCCUCAGCAUACGGCGGGAGCCUCUGGCGAGACAACGGGAGGCAUAGUAUGAAAGACGCUACAAGCAGUGGCAGCGUUAGUAUCCCUUCAUCACCACUGGGGAUUGCAGCAGUGCCUGUAAGGACGAGAAAAGGCUUCCGCAAGCCCCUCCCCCUUCCGCCUCAGAUGCUCGCCGCUAUCGCUGCAGCAGGACCUCGCAAAUCCGUGGAUCCGGUGCUACAGUACGAUGGUGAAAGCCGAGAAUGGAGGGUGUUUUGGAUGGAAGAGCCCCAAGCACGAUACAAGGUCUUUCAGUCAAAGAAGUUUGGCAAAGAAAGAGCUCAGCAGCUGGCACUCGAGUGGCUACGGAGGGCUAAGGCAGGGGCUAUUCAUGGCUCGGGGAGAGGACCCAGGGGCUCGGCGGGAUCCCUGGGGUACAGAGUCAAAAGAGGCCGGCACGAGGGGCCCCCCGUCGCAACGGAAUACAAGCACAGCAGCCCAGAGACAUUCCACUUCUCUACACCACAUUCCACCUUAGCCCUUUCGCCUGAGGGAUCACCCGCUCUUGCCCCUUUUCCUACAGCCUUCCCGGCCCUCUGA
This is a messenger RNA of Cyclospora cayetanensis, 2784 nucleotides long. RefSeq lists its product as uncharacterized. The record is from RefSeq and is a predicted model, not a curated record. NCBI's taxonomy places the organism in Eukaryota, Apicomplexa, Conoidasida, Eucoccidiorida, Eimeriidae. The coding region runs from base 1 to 2784 and encodes 927 amino acids. The transcript is spliced from 4 exons.